This is a messenger RNA of Labeo rohita (rohu), 5958 nucleotides long. It is a transcript of the gene atp2b1a, whose product is annotated as ATPase plasma membrane Ca2+ transporting 1a. The record is from RefSeq and is a predicted model, not a curated record. Gene Ontology annotation, molecular function: ATP hydrolysis activity; P-type calcium transporter activity; PDZ domain binding. Gene Ontology annotation, cellular component: membrane; intracellular membrane-bounded organelle. Gene Ontology annotation, biological process: regulation of cytosolic calcium ion concentration; calcium ion transmembrane transport. NCBI's taxonomy places the organism in Eukaryota, Metazoa, Chordata, Actinopteri, Cypriniformes, Cyprinidae.
ACAUCUCGUCUCAGCCAAUGAGCGUCCUCCUGCCUGUCAGCGGCCGUCCUCCUGACGUGCAUCACAUGUCUCAAGCGACGCGCGGUUGUGGGAGGGAUUUCUCUGCAGAUUGGAGGAGCAAGAUAGACGGCAGAGUGAGUCUGAGGGAGACCGAGAGAGUGAGGGGGAUCUCUGAGGCACCGUUCGGAGAGCAUUGUCUCCUUGGGCUGAUUGUGUGAGGUUUCGUUCACAAUGAAAGCAGCGCCACAGGCUGAGGGGAAUGGCUUGUGAAUUAUCCCAGUCCUGCCACCUGCAGUCGGGCAUCCUCCUCCUCCUCCACUGAAGGACGUCAGUUGUUUAUGGGAACUACUGGCAUUGGUCUCCUGAGGAUAUAGCUCUCCUUUUGGGACGCCAUUUUUCCACCCUUGCUGAGACGCGGUGUAGCCGGGAGACAUGGCUAACAACUCAUACAGCGGGGUGAAGAACUCUGUGGCCGAGCCCAAUCACGAUGGAGAGUUCGGCUGCUCGCUUAAAGAGCUGCGCUCUCUCAUGGAACUGCGAGGGGCUGAAGGAUUACAUAAAAUCCAGGAAACUUAUGCGGACGUUAAUGGACUUUGCAACAGACUGAAAACAUCGCCCGUAGAUGGAUUAAGUGGGCAGCCUUCAGAUAUCGAAAAAAGAAAAGUAGUAUUUGGACAGAACUUUAUACCUCCGAAAAAGCCAAAAACCUUUCUUCAGUUAGUAUGGGAAGCAUUACAAGACGUAACAUUGAUUAUUUUGGAAGUGGCAGCAAUAGUUUCUUUAGGCCUUUCUUUUUAUAAACCUCCGGAUUCAGAAAAUAGAAAUUGCGGGAAGGCAGCGGGUGGAGUAGAGGAUGAAGGAGAAGCUGAAGCCGGCUGGAUAGAAGGAGCAGCUAUCCUCCUAUCUGUUAUUUGCGUGGUGCUCGUGACGGCCUUCAACGACUGGAGCAAAGAGAAGCAGUUCCGUGGCUUACAGAGCCGCAUUGAACAAGAGCAGAAGUUUACGGUGGUUCGGGGAGGGCAAGUCAUUCCGAUCCCUGUGGCCGAGAUUGUCGUCGGGGACAUUGCACAAAUUAAAUAUGGUGACCUCCUGCCUGCUGACGGCGUUCUCAUCCAGGGCAACGACCUCAAAAUAGAUGAGAGCUCUUUAACUGGAGAGUCUGACCAUGUGAAGAAAUCGUUGGAGAAAGAUGCUAUGCUGCUGUCAGGUACUCAUGUCAUGGAGGGCUCUGGAAAAAUGGUUGUCACUGCUGUCGGAGUCAAUUCCCAAACUGGAAUCAUCUUCACGCUAUUGGGAGCGGGAGAAGAUGAUGAGGACGAGGAGGAGAAAGAGGAGAAGAAGAAAGAAAAGGAGAGAAAGAAAGAGAAGAAAAAUAAAAAGCAGGAUGGCUCUGUGGAGAACAGAAAGAAAGCUAAAGCCCAGGAUGGUGCUGCAAUGGAGAUGCAGCCUCUAAACAGUGAUGAAGGGGCUGAUGGUGAGGAGAAGAGAAAAGCCAACUUGCCAAAGAAAGAGAAAUCAGUUUUGCAAGGGAAACUGACCAAAUUAGCGGUCCAAAUCGGAAAAGCAGGUCUGGUGAUGUCAGCUAUCACGGUGAUCAUUUUGGUGGUGCUUUUCGUGAUGGACACUUUUUGGAUCCAGGGACUUCCUUGGGAAAAAGAUUGCACUCCCAUUUACAUCCAGUUCUUUGUUAAGUUCUUUAUCAUCGGUGUGACCGUGCUGGUGGUGGCUGUUCCUGAGGGUCUUCCGCUGGCUGUAACCAUCUCGCUGGCUUACUCUGUCAAAAAAAUGAUGAAAGACAAUAAUUUGGUGAGGCAUCUUGAUGCCUGCGAAACCAUGGGCAAUGCAACAGCCAUCUGUUCGGAUAAAACAGGGACUCUGACUAUGAACCGGAUGACAGUUGUUCAGGUUUUUAUCGCUGAUAAGCACUACAGGAAAGUCCCUGAGCCCGAUGUCAUUCCUUCCAAAAUCAUGGACAUGCUUAUACUGGGCAUCAGUGUGAACUGUGCUUACACCACCAAAAUCAUGCCCCCUGAGAAGGAGGGAGGCCUGAAUCGUCAGGUGGGCAACAAAACUGAAUGUGCCUUGCUGGGCUUUGCCUUGGACUUGAAAAAAGAGUAUCAAGCAAUUCGCAACGAAAUCCCUGAAGAGAAGCUCUACAAGGUCUACACCUUCAACUCUGUCAGGAAAUCCAUGAGCACCGUGCUAAAGAAUCCUGACGGAAGCUUCCAGAUGUUCAGCAAAGGAGCCUCCGAGAUUCUGCUGAAGAAGUGUUAUAAAAUCCUGACAGCGACGGGCGAGGCAAAGGUUUUUCGGCCCAGAGACAGAGACGACAUGGUGAAGAGAGUGAUUGAACCAAUGGCCUCCGAGGGCUUGAGGACCAUCUGCCUGGCUUACAGGGACUUCCCUGCCUCUGAAGGUGAACCAGACUGGGAUAACGAGAGCGAUAUCCUGACCAGGCUCACCUGUGUGUGUGUCGUGGGCAUUGAAGACCCAGUUCGACCAGAGGUCCCUGAUGCCAUUAGAAAGUGCCAGCGUGCUGGAAUCACGGUGCGCAUGGUCACCGGGGACAAUCUUAACACUGCCCGCGCUAUUGCAAGUAAAUGUGGCAUCCUGCAGCCAGGAGAUGACUUUCUCUGCUUGGAGGGCAAGGAGUUCAACCGCCGGAUCCGUAAUGAAAAGGGAGAGAUCGAACAAGAGCGGAUUGACAAAAUAUGGCCUAAACUCCGGGUGCUGGCGAGGUCUUCGCCGACAGACAAGCAUACGCUAGUCAAAGGUAUAAUUGAUAGCACCGUUGUGGAGCAGAGGCAGGUUGUGGCGGUAACAGGAGACGGCACCAAUGAUGGCCCUGCCUUAAAAAAGGCCGAUGUUGGGUUCGCCAUGGGCAUCGCCGGCACAGACGUGGCUAAAGAAGCCUCCGAUAUCAUUCUCACUGACGACAACUUCAGCAGCAUCGUCAAGGCCGUCAUGUGGGGGCGGAACGUGUACGACAGCAUUUCAAAAUUCCUCCAGUUCCAGCUCACCGUCAAUGUGGUGGCUGUGAUCGUGGCCUUCACUGGAGCUUGCAUCACACAGGACUCUCCUUUGAAAGCUGUACAGAUGUUAUGGGUAAAUCUGAUUAUGGACACAUUUGCCUCUUUGGCCUUGGCCACUGAACCCCCCACUGAAUCUCUUCUGCUGAGGAAGCCUUACGGCCGUAAUAAACCCCUCAUCUCCCGGACAAUGAUGAAGAACAUACUGGGUCAUGCGGUCUACCAGCUCACUAUCAUCUUCACUCUACUUUUUGCUGGUGAAAAGAUGUUCGACAUCGACAAUGGCCGUAACGCCCCUCUUCACGCUCCUCCUUCUGAGCAUUACACCAUCGUCUUCAACACUUUUGUCAUGAUGCAGCUGUUCAACGAAAUCAACGCACGAAAGAUCCAUGGAGAACGAAAUGUUUUUGAAGGCAUUUUCAACAACAUGAUCUUUUGUACAAUCGUCUUUGGGACUUUUGUUAUUCAGAUCAUCAUAGUGCAAUUUGGAGGAAAGCCAUUCAGCUGUGUGGGGCUGAGCAUUGAGCACUGGCUAUGGUGCAUCUUCUUAGGCUUUGGAUGUCUUCUGUGGGGACAGAUCAUCUCCUCGAUUCCGACGAGCCGGCUGAAGUUCCUGAAGACUGCCGGUCAUGGAACGCAGAAGGAAGAAAUCCCAGACGAGGAGUUGGAGGAGCUGGAGGACCUGGAUGAAAUCGAUCACGCUGAGCGCGAGCUCCGCAGGGGGCAGAUCCUCUGGUUCAGAGGCCUGAACCGCAUUCAGACUCAGAUGGAUGUUGUGAGUGCGUUCCAGAGCGGAAUUUCCUUUCAGGCGGCCGUCAGGCGCCAGCCCUCCAGCACCAGCCAACAGCACGAUAUCCGAGUGGUGAAUGCAUUCCGCAGCUCGCUGUCGCCCUAUGAGGGCCUGGAGAAGCCAGAGUCCCGCACCUCCAUCCACAACUUCAUGACCCAUCCGGAGUUCCGGAUAGAGGACUCGGAACCCCACAUCCCGCUCAUCGACGACACGGACGCGGAGGACGACGCCCCCACUAAGAGAAACGCCACACCCACGCCUCCUCCCCCACCCUCGCCCAAUCAGAACAAUAACGCCGUUGACAGCGGCAUCCACCUCUUCCUGGAUCCCAGCAAGCCAGCCACACCCUCAGCUCCCGGGAGCCCCAUGCACAGCCUAGAGACGUCCCUUUGAUUAUCUCCGCCCCUCGGUACGACACACAACACCUGUUUGUCUCCACAGAGACUGAUGCCUGGAGAACUCAUUGGAUGAGAGGGGCGGAGCCAAGGAGCUCUCGGGAGCUUAGCUCAUAGGCUUUUGCUUCUCUUUAUCUGGAUGGUGUUGUACAUUUGCUCUUUUUUGCCCUUUGCUUAUUCAAACACUGAUUUCUGCAUCAUUUGGCUGUUAAUAUUUUGAAUUAUUAUUAUUAUUAUUAUUAUUAUUAUUAUUUAUGUUUUGGUUUUUUUUUGUUUUUUUAAUUUUUUUGAAAGACAAAGAUUUGUCUGUUUACAAAGUUUGUAGAUACUUUUUUUUUUCUUCUGUUCGUUGGUGGAAGAGCUUCCUGAUGCAGAGAAAUGGGGACAAAUAAGAGAAAUAUUUCAGAUACUGCUGUAUUUUCAGGAAAAAAGGGUGUUUCUAUUGGAAACCGAACUAUUUUUGCCUGCUUUUAUUUGUUAUAUAUUUGUAGAUGUAUAGAAACCUUCAAGCCAAAUAGAUAACACUAAGGCUUGUAUAGCAGUGUGAGCAGAGGUAUUGAGGUCCAUGGGAGGUUUUUUUCAUUGGACGGGUGAGGGGAGGAAGCCGUAGAUUUGGAUCUCUGUCCGUAAAUCUCCUCUCAUACUUACUACUUCACCCCUUAAUUCAUCGUUGGGUUUAUUUUUUAGUUACGAGACUUUUCGUGUCUCGUUCUCUUUGGAAGUAUCUGGCUGGAGCUGGAGUCUUCACGCUUUUUAAUGGUGUGAUUUAAAAUUUUUUUUUUUGAAGUGAAGGCCACACCAGGUCCGCCUUUGAAGAAUUAACGCAUCUGUUAUUUAACUAUUUGAAAUGGUCCACAGUCAGUUCAUUGACAUCAAGACAUUAAGUUCCUGCCAAUGUAUCAUAAGUUUGUUUACUCAGGCUGAAAAACAUUAACUAGAAAAUUGAAUUGAAAAGGAUGCAAUGAUUAAAAAGUAAAGCAUUUUAACUUAAGAUUGUCUUUUAGGUAGUAAAUUGCUGUCUCGGUUAAAAGGAAAAAUAAUAAAAAGGAAAAUGAUUAACUUUGUUUUCAAUUUUUUUUUUUUUUUUUUUUUUGGAUUCUUUAAAGAUUUCCUCAAGUGUUUUGUUUGUUGAUCAUAUGAAAAAUGAAAGUUUGUACUUUAUAUUUUCCUUCAUAUUCCAUAAAGAUUGCUGUCCUUGCUGCAAUUGUUUGUAGAAUAUAUUUAAGACCUGAAAUACUGGAAAGGAAUCAACAUGAAGCAUUUUCAAGGCGACAUGCGUGUAACACUGGUAUCACAGCACAGGGUACUUUAUUUCAGAUUCCCAAGGAACAUUUUGAUACAGACCAUAUAAAUAAAUUGUAUUUUUAUGCGGAAAUGACGACAUCUCAACCUGCUGAACCAGACCUACAGGGAUUUUACAUAAAUUAUAUUCACGGGGGGGGGGGCGGGGCAUUCUUUAAACAAGGGUCGUGAUUGGUUCUCCAAGUAAUAUAAUACUCAGGGUGGCUUCUAGCAUGAAACUUAUGGUCAAAAUACUAACAUGCUUUGUGUUUUUUGUAAUGUUUAGAAGUAGAUUUUUUUUUUUUCUGGCAGCAGGGUUCCAGUUCAGACUGUUGCUUCUCUCCAUUAGGGUUCAUUAAGGGUGUAAUAAAGGAGAAGAAAGGAAGACAAACAGGAGAAAGGGAUUUGCAUUUCUUCAGUCAUUGCAACUGCACAUUUUUUUUUUUUUUUUUUUUCGUUUUUU